Messenger RNA from Tupaia belangeri chinensis (Chinese tree shrew), 561 nucleotides. It is a transcript of the gene SOX21, whose product is annotated as SRY-box transcription factor 21. Gene Ontology annotation, molecular function: RNA polymerase II cis-regulatory region sequence-specific DNA binding; DNA-binding transcription activator activity, RNA polymerase II-specific. Gene Ontology annotation, cellular component: nucleus. Gene Ontology annotation, biological process: neuron differentiation; positive regulation of transcription by RNA polymerase II; brain development. The transcript is spliced from 2 exons. The record is from RefSeq and is a predicted model, not a curated record. NCBI's taxonomy places the organism in Eukaryota, Metazoa, Chordata, Mammalia, Scandentia, Tupaiidae. Bases 1 to 561 code for a protein of 186 amino acids.
AUGUCUAAGCCCGUGGACCACGUCAAGCGGCCCAUGAACGCCUUCAUGGUGUGGUCGCGGGCCCAGCGACGGAAGAUGGCCCAGGAGAACCCCAAGAUGCACAAUUCGGAGAUCAGCAAGCGCCUGGGCGCGGAGUGGAAGCUGCUCACGGAGUCGGAGAAGCGGCCGUUCAUCGACGAGGCGAAGCGCCUGCGCGCCAUGCACAUGAAGGAGCACCCAGACUACAAGUACCGGCCACGGCGCAAGCCCAAGACGCUGCUCAAGAAGGACAAGUUCGCUUUCCCGGUGCCCUACGGCCUGGGCAGCGUGGCGGACGCCGAGCACCCGGCGCUCAAGGCGGGCGCGGGACUGCACGCGGGGGCGGGCGGCGGCCUGCCCGCGGCCGCCGGGGGGCACACGCACUCGCACCCCAGCCCGGGUAACCCGGGCUACAUGAUCCCGUGCAACUGCAGCGCGUGGCCCAGCCCCGGGCUGCAGCCGCCGCUCGCCUACAUCCUGCUGCCGGGCAUGGGCAAGCCUCAGCUGGACCCGUACCCCGCGGCCUACGCCGCUGCGCUAUGA